Molecule: messenger RNA, 2125 nt
Organism: Pecten maximus
Lineage: Eukaryota; Metazoa; Mollusca; Bivalvia; Pectinida; Pectinidae
Product: peroxiredoxin-5, mitochondrial-like
Exons: 6
Coding region: 165-728 (187 amino acids)
Biological process (GO): cellular response to oxidative stress; cell redox homeostasis; hydrogen peroxide catabolic process
Cellular component (GO): cytoplasm; peroxisome; mitochondrion
Molecular function (GO): thioredoxin peroxidase activity
Source: RefSeq, a predicted model, not a curated record
CUGCAGUGGCCAAUUUACACUUAAGUGUCCGGAAUUUAUGUACAGAACGGUAAAAUCUGAUUUUAUGUUAGUCUCUCCUUAAUUCGUCUCUCUUUUGACCUACAACUAGGCUAUUCAGGUGUGAGAAGGAGUGAUAUAAUCUGUAUCUAGGCCUAUAGGAGAAAAUGAGCGUUGCGUGUCUCCGAGUGAGAGCCGUGUGCCGAGCGGUGGUCCACGGCAGAUACUUCAGUAGGACGAGCGCAGUCAACAUGUCGGCUAAGGUAGGUGACAGUCUCCCUGUAGUGGAUCUGUUUGAGGAUACCCCAGACAACAAGGUUAACACCAAGGAUGCAUUCACGAAAGGGAAACACAUCAUUUUCGGCGUACCUGGGGCCUUCACACCUGGCUGUUCCAAAACUCAUCUGCCUGGCUACAUUAAGGAUUCUGAGAAAUUGAAGGCCAAGGGUAUAUUAUCUGUGACCUGUGUGUCUGUUAACGAUCCUUUUGUCAUGAAAGCCUGGGGUGAAAAUCAAAAGGCGGCAGGCAAGGUCAGGAUGUUAGCAGAUACAUGUGGAGACUUCACAAAUAAAAUGGGUCUAACCUUGGACGUAGCAGCUAUACUGGGUAAUGCUAGAUGUAAGAGGUUUACUAUGGUUGUGAAUGACGGUAUGAUUGAGAAGCUGAAUGUGGAACCCGAUGGUACUGGGCUCACCUGCUCUCUGUCUACAAGCCUGUAUGAAGAACUGUAACCGGAUUCUGACAAAGACCUACUUGGUCCUGCAAGGUCUUGAAGGCUCUUGUUUACUUUUAACUCCAUUUGCCAUAGCUUUGCAUUUAUAUUUGUGUGCAGUUGUGUAUUUUAUAGACAUGUCAAAAUAAAGAGAACAGUAUUUGUUGGUGUUGGAAUUUAAAAGAAUAUUUGUGAAGGAAAAUUUUCAUUUGUUUGAGUAGUUAAUGAAGUAUUGUCUUCAGUUUAUUAGACUGCAUAGCCAAGGUGAGAAGACAAUUAAAGUGUAGCAUACAUUAUUUUGAAUUCACUACAGCUUUUCACAAUUUAUGUGAAGCAUUUAUGUGUUACAGAUAACUGUCAGUAUUAAUAUAGUUAAUAAACAGCAAUAGUACUAGAUUAUUUUUUAUUGUUUGGCUGGAGAGAAGACAGUGCUUUGUAUACACUGGAUAUCUUAUAUACUCUUCAAACUUAAUUAAUUCUUCAUGGGAAACUUUCUUUGGUCACUGAAAAAAAACAACAACAAACAAACAAAAAAAACCCAGAUCAAAUAUGUAUAAUGUAGGGCCUGUAUUACAUAUUUGUCAGUGACUAUGAAUCUCACUCUCUGUUCAUGUCAAAGAUUAUUGUAAUGCUUUACCAAGUCGACUGACCUCACUAAGUUAUUUUGAUGUUGAUAAACAUGUGUAAAGAUUCUUGAGAAAUGCUCCUAUAAACUAACUACAUUAUUUUGAUAAACCUGUGCUAUGGUUAAGAGUCAGCUGCUAAACUUAUUGGAGUUGAUUUAGUGUUAAUAAGCCUGAUCUAAGGAACUGCUAUCAGAGAAAUAAAAGUGUAGUUACAAUAAUAUCAAGAUCUAUAUAUUAAUGGUCCUGGAGCGCAGGUACUAGGCAGGUACUAGGCAGGUUUGCUACUCUCUACAAAGAAACUUGUUUACAUUAUCUGAGCACAUUUACAAGUAUUUACAUAAGAUGUGGCUAAAGUUAAAUUUAUUAUAUACAUUUGUUUGCUUGGUAAAAUCAUGUGUACGCUUGUGUUUAAAAUGUUUGGUUUGAUGUAUAUGUAAUCGGGGAUCACGAAAGGAACGUAGACCUUUGUUGUACACAGUCUUCCUUUUGUAUAAAACGUGAUAUUUUGGUCAUUGUGUCGAUGUUCAGGCAUUAAAACAAUAUGAAGUACAUGUACACCUAAUAGUCAGUACACGAAUUGUCUAAUAAAGGAUCCAAAAGUUGCCUCGCUUCAUUGCAUUGAUGACAUAUACGCAAGAACGAUAUUAAAAAUAAUCUACAUUUUGUUUUGAAUAAAGACUUCUGGAUGAGUCUAGGUUUUAUCUGUGCUUGGGAAUAUAUACACACAGUCAUGUAGUGUACUGUUUAUAUGUGUGAAAAGAAUAAAAAGAAAAGGAAAUACUCAACUUUC